AUGGACGAGUAUAAAGACCAGUCGACGACGGCUAUGAGCCUUAUAACAUACAACAAUCACUUCAAAGCAAGAAAACAACCUCCUCUAAUCGCAAUGCAAUCAUCCUCGUCUUCUUCUGUUCUUGCCUCGUCCUCUACACCACAAAAAUCCCCAAAAAACUGGCAAGCAGCUUUUGGACAGUUGGCGUCGACAUACGGUUUCACUGGAAAUAUUCCAUCCCUUCCCAAAAAGAUGCAAACCAAAAAAUCGAGCGUUACGACUUCAAAAGCGUCGAUAUACUCCAACGUAUCGUCGCAGUCGACCUUAACAGAAUCUCGCUCGACGAAGGACUAUGAAACCGCAUUUGGUCAAUUGUCGACAUCAUAUGGCUUCGUUGCCGGCGUUCCGUGCCUACCCUCGAAAGCCUCUAAAUCAACAAAAUCGUCGACGUCUAAAUCACCAAGUCGACCAUCGAUUAUGGAUGCUCAACCAAGCAAAAACUACCAGCAAUCGUAUGGAGAGCUCCCUUCCACUUAUGGGCAUGGCUCUCCAAUUGCUACCAGGUUAUAG
Molecule: messenger RNA, 549 nt
Organism: Psilocybe cubensis
Lineage: Eukaryota; Fungi; Basidiomycota; Agaricomycetes; Agaricales; Agrocybaceae
Exons: 2
Coding region: 1-549 (182 amino acids)
Source: RefSeq, a predicted model, not a curated record